UAUAACACGCAUUUGCGACUCGGGAAAACAUUGUUUUGAAUAUACAUUAGCAAAAGACUAUAGUUCUGCGCAUAAAAAUCGUAACCUAAAACGGAAUAUUUGUAGCUGACCUUCAACGUCAAUUUAAAAUAAUUCAAUGAUUACUUGGUAUUUAAUUGACAUCGGGCUCGUUGGUCGCCUCGCGACGUUCGCUACGCGGCCGUGCUGAAAUAAGUUUUGGAUUGUGUUGUAUUUUUGUGAAUUAUUUACAUAGAUAUAAAUUUUGAAAUCCACACAACGGAUCUAAUAUGGAUGGUCCCGCAGGACCAUCAGCAAGCGUACAUGAUGGUGGCGUGAGCAGCAACACAGAAGCCAUGGACAGGCUACGGAUGGAUGACAGCUGUCAGAAUAAGACAGAAGUUAAAGUUAGGAGUAAGAGAUAUGGCAGGGGAGCAGUAGAGUCAGGUUUGACGCACGAGUGCGGUGUGUUCGGCGCAAUAGGCAUGGGAGAAUGGCCGACCCCGGUCGACAUACCGCAAGUGUUAACGUUAGGAUUGGUAGCGUUGCAGCACAGAGGGCAAGAAUCAGCGGGCAUUGUGACGUCAGAAGGCAAAAGCGCCCGCACGUUCAACACACACAAAGGCAUGGGUCUCAUCAACAAUAUAUUCAACGAUGACGCCAUGAAGAAACUGAAGGGCAACCUCGGCAUCGGACACACGAGGUACUCGACGUCGGCGGCGUCUGAGGAGGUGAACUGCCAGCCGUUCGUAGUGCACACGGCGCACGGGGCCCUCGCCGUGGCGCACAACGGGGAACUCGUCAACUGCAGCAGUCUGAGGAAGAUGGUGCUAGGUCGGGGUGUCGGUCUCUCCACGCAUUCGGACUCGGAGCUGAUAACGCAAGCUCUGUGCCUGAACCCUCCAGAGGGCGAGACCAACGGACCCGACUGGCCCGCCAGGAUCAACAAUCUCAUGAGGCUGGCUCCUCUGAGUUACUCGCUGGUGAUAAUGCUGAAGGACAAGAUAUACGCGGUGAGGGACCCGUACGGCAACCGACCGCUGUGCCUCGGCAAGAUUCUGCCGCUCGGCUCAUCGUAUGUCUACAAACAGUCGUCCUCGCAGCAUGCCGCCGUUUUGAUGAACGGCUGCGCGAAGAACGGCAUGGACGACAAACCCGAAGGUUGGGUCGUUUCCUCUGAAUCUUGCGGUUUUCUUUCUAUUGGCGCGCGGUACGUGCGCGAGGUGUUGCCGGGCGAGAUCGUGGAGAUGUCGCGGCACGGCAUCCGCACCGUGGACGUGGUGGAGCGGCCCCACGGCAAGCACCAGGCCUUCUGCAUCUUCGAGUACGUGUACUUCGCACGGGCGGACAGUAUGUUCGAAGGUCAGAUGGUGUACUCGGCGCGCAUGCAGUGCGGGCGCAUGUUGGCGCGCGAGUCUCCCGUGGACGCCGACAUCGUGUCCUCCGUGCCGGAGUCCGGCACCGCCGCCGCGCACGGAUAUGCGAGACAGUCGGGCAUUCCGUUCAUGGAGGUGUUGUGCAAGAAUCGGUACGUGGGCCGCACGUUCAUCCAGCCGUCGACGCGCCUGCGCCAGCUCGGCGUGGCGAAGAAGUUCGGCGCGCUGUCCGAGAACGUGAAGGGCAAGCGCAUCGUGCUCAUCGACGACUCCAUCGUGCGCGGCAACACCAUCGGACCCAUCAUCAAGCUGCUGCGCGACGCCGGCGCCGCCGAGGUACACAUAAGGAUAGCAUCUCCGCCGCUCAAGUACCCUUGCUACAUGGGCAUCAACAUACCCACCAGGGAGGAGCUCAUUGCCAAUAAGAUGGACUCGUUUAAACUGGCCGAGCACGUCGGCGCGGACAGUCUGGAGUACUUAUCCGUGGAAGGUUUGGUGAGCGCGGUGCACUACAACAUGAAGACGACGCCGUCGGACGGCGUGGGGGGGCACUGCACCGCCUGCCUCACCGGCGACUACCCCGGCGGGCUGCCCGACGUCGACUGGUGAGCCGCUGGUCGACUCACCACCGACACUAGAGCGAGGCGACCGCUUGGUCGACUCAACGCGAGGAAUGUACUCAGCUUUUAUCGAAGUAGAAUGAGACUUUUUAGACUUCGGAAUUAAUGGCAUGCAGGUAUCAGGCAUGUUUUAGUCGACCUAUCAGUGAAGAGAAGUGAUUCAAAAGAGUAGUGGUAUAGGGUUGACUUGUAAAUCAACGCCCAAGCAUUUUCAUCACCAAUUAAAGAAGUUUCGGUCAAAUGAAAGCGCUGAAUCUGAUGGUUCCAAAUACCACUUCUCUCUCCGUCCCAUGCCGGCCAUCGAACUUCAACACCACAGCAAACUACGUGAAAACUAUUAAUAAGUCUCAGGAGUCCUAAGGCAUUUAUUUAGACUCUAAAUUCUAGAGCAUAAAUUACAAAAUAGAUGUAGAAGUGUGUGAUAUUUUUAAUAAUGUUAUUUGAUAUUCAAAUUCUCGUAAUAAUAGAUGAUAUUUAUAGAUGUAUCUAUAUUUCUUUAUCAGUGUAGUGACGAGACAGUUCCAACUUACAAUAAUUUAGUAAUCAAAUUGCUCAAUAGAUGGAUAGUUUUAAUGAAAGCUACCUGCAGAUUUACGCCCGUAAACGUUAUGUAUCUAAGGACGGCGCAUUGCUGUGAUAACAAGUCUGUUUCUCAGCUUUGUUUAUCUGACAGCUUGCUAUUUGUUCAGCUAUGUUUAUCUGACAGCUUGCUGUUUGUUCAGCUUUGGUUAUCUGACAGCUUGCUGUUCAGCUUUGUUUAUCUGACAGCAAACUAGAUUCAAGUUGUAUCACAAUAUUAGCCAAUCACAACGGCCCUAUGUCUACGCACUGCGAAGGCUGCCAUGCCGUCAGUACUGAGAAACAGACUUGUUAUCACAGCUUCUCUUCGUCCUUAGAUAAAAAACGUCUAUGAAUAAGGGGGUUAGUCUGUACGUGAGUAUGUAACUUUCAUUAACAUUACCACGCCAUUUUUAUAUAAUGUAGUUGUGUACUUUUAGUAUCUAAUGUACAUAGAAUUUACCUCGAAAAUGUUUAAGCACCGAAUCUCAAUAUUCGAAUAUAAACUUACAAGCCAAAUAAUACUACAAAAUAUAACAUAACUUAUACAAAAUAUAGCUUAUCACUGUAAGAAAACUCGAAUCAUUCAAUCUGUGGCUCACAUAUCCAAUCGAUAUGGUAACUAUGAUAUUAUUGAAGUUCUCGAAUGUUUGCAACGUGCAUUCAAAUGUGCACUCUAAUCGUCAAAGAUAUGGUUGUUCCUAGUCGACUGUUGAAUUUACCUUUAUCACGGUUAAAAGACGUCCAAUACACAAUAUUUAGCUUUGGACCGGUGUUUUGCCAUAGUUAUUUUGGUCAUUCACAUAAGUUUUUGUAACUGUAAAAAAUAAGCUCAAUGUACAGUCAGCCUGAAAAAUAGCUGAACGAGUUCGAAUCACCUUUAAACUUUUGUGUUUUACCAAAUAUUUUUCACUAAAAUAAUUUAUAUGAGAUUUAGUUUUCGUUAAACAAAAGAAAUAAUAUUGAAAUUAAUGUGUACAAAUGUACAGCUAUUUUUAUGCUGACGGUACUGUAAUGCAUUUUGUAUCGAAAGGGAAGGCGAAUUAUUAUUUUUCCAUACCUAUACAUUAGUUUAUUAGCAAUUAAAAUGAAAUUCCUAAUAAAAGAAAUGUAAUGCAAUAAUGGAGAAGCGUUUUAAGCAUUUACUGAUUAUAUUAUAUUUAUGUAGUAGUUAAAAAUAUUUUUAUAAUAUAUAUUUCGUCUCGAUCAAACACAGCAGGAAACGUCGAUGUUUACGUGUGGAAAUAUAGCCUAACUAGGAUCAUAAAACAACUGCCUUGUGGGCGCCACUGUCGCCUUUUUGUUUUAAAGUUAACAUUGUCAGUACAAGAAUUUAGUACCAUAGUUUAUCUCAAGAUGGCGAGGUUUUUUAUUUUUCUGGUCAGGCUAUACUUAUUUUAUUGCAAUGUCUUAAUUAUGAAAAUUAAUUUAUAUUUUUUAAAUAUGUAGGGUUGUGGUUUAAGCCGAGGUUUAUAAAUCAUAACAAAUUAGAUAGGUAUAUGGCUAUUACAGAAAUUAACUGUCCGGAAUGAAGUUAGUCACUUCUCGCCUGUCACAGUCUUGUCUCUAAAAAUAUGACUCGUAACUAACUUCCGACAGAGUGGAUAGAUUGGAUUAAUUAUAUUGUCUCUCGAAUGGCACGAGUUAUCAUAUUUUAUAUGAAAGUGCUUCCCCUAGCACUAAUAUAACGUUGUACAAUACGGUAUAACUGUUUAAAUACGGACGAAUAAAAUAAGAUAGUAUGUUAUUUACACAACUAUAUGUUAAAUUAUGUGUAAGAGUACUUUAUAAAUAAAAAUAAGUUGAAUUUUAUGCAUGUGUUAAGAAGCGGCAAAA
This is a messenger RNA of Manduca sexta (tobacco hornworm), 4387 nucleotides long. RefSeq names its product amidophosphoribosyltransferase. Gene Ontology annotation, molecular function: amidophosphoribosyltransferase activity. Lineage: Eukaryota; Metazoa; Arthropoda; Insecta; Lepidoptera; Sphingidae. Gene Ontology annotation, biological process: purine nucleobase biosynthetic process; purine nucleotide biosynthetic process. The transcript is spliced from 14 exons. The coding region runs from base 288 to 1982 and encodes 564 amino acids. The record is from RefSeq and is a predicted model, not a curated record.